This is a messenger RNA of Laccaria bicolor S238N-H82, 453 nucleotides long. RefSeq lists its product as uncharacterized. Lineage: Eukaryota; Fungi; Basidiomycota; Agaricomycetes; Agaricales; Hydnangiaceae. The transcript has 2 exons. The record is from RefSeq and is a predicted model, not a curated record. Bases 1 to 453 code for a protein of 150 amino acids.
AUGCUUGACGAAGCUACGGCCCCUACCCCACCGCUAAAUGCACAAUCUCAAACAGGUUAUCCGAGCCGUCCUUCUAAGCAGAACCCGCCUCGAAACGAGAUCAUAGGAGGUUAUGUGCUCGACAAUGCCACCUGUGUCGCCUGGGGCUCUCGCAUCGUUAACGAGCCCCUGGAUCCUGAAGUUCUGAAUGAUUCCGUUGCGGCUUGCUACGUCAUUAUGGAGAAGGUUGAAGGAAAGCCCUACUACGGAUACUUCACCAUGUUUGGCCCAGAAAGCUACAAGCAAUACAUCGUCGUGACACAAAGAUCGCGUUUUCGCGGGUGGGUGGGAAUGGAUCCUGCAUUGAUACCCAAGUUUGAAGAGGGAGAACGCGAGGCUAUUGCCAGGCAACUUCUUGAGGCAGAAGCUUUUGAAGGUGUCACUCAAUAUGAAUUUAGAACGGUGUUGUAUUAG